Molecule: messenger RNA, 5433 nt
Organism: Panthera uncia (snow leopard)
Lineage: Eukaryota; Metazoa; Chordata; Mammalia; Carnivora; Felidae
Gene: SPPL2A
Product: signal peptide peptidase like 2A
Exons: 15
Coding region: 159-1733 (524 amino acids)
Biological process (GO): membrane protein proteolysis
Cellular component (GO): cytoplasmic side of endoplasmic reticulum membrane; lysosomal membrane; lumenal side of endoplasmic reticulum membrane
Molecular function (GO): aspartic endopeptidase activity, intramembrane cleaving
Source: RefSeq, a predicted model, not a curated record
UCGGCGCUGCAAUAGCGGCCCCAGCAGCAGCGGCGGCCCCUGCCCAGCCAGCCCCGCCGCCCGCGCCCGUCCGUGCCGGCCCCAGAGGCAGCGCCGUGGCGGGACCCGGAGACUGUACCAGCCGAGAAGCGCCGCGCCGCCGGGCGCCCAGCAGUCCGAUGGGGCCGCAGCGGCCGCUGCCCCUGGCCGCGACCGCCCUGCUCUGGAGCUUCCUGCUCCCGCUGACAGCUGCUCAGGAAGCAAUCCUACAUGCGUCUGGAGAUGGCAAACCUGUACCGUCUAAGGACUACUGCAUGCUCUAUAACCCUCGUUGGACAGAUCUUCCAAGUACCCUAGAAAAUGCAACUUCCAUCAGUUUGAUGAAUCUGACUACCACACCAUUGUGCAAUCUUUCUGAUAUUCCACCUGAAGGAAUAAAGAGCAAAGCAGUUGUGGUACAGUGGGGAACCUGCCAUUUUCUUGAAAAAGCCAGAAUUGCAAAAACAGGAGGUGCUGAAGCAUUAUUGGUUGCCAAUAACAGUGUCCUAUUUCCUCCCUCAGGGAACAAAUCUGAAUUUCAUGAUGUGAAAAUAGUGAUUGCAUUUAUAAACUACAAAGAUUUUAAAGAUAUGAAGCAGACUCUUGGAGAUAACAUUACUGUGAAAAUGUAUUCUCCAUCGUGGCCCAACUUUGACUAUACUAUGGUAGUUAUUUUUGUAAUUGCUGUGUUCACUGUGGCAUUAGGAGGCUAUUGGAGUGGUCUAAUUGAAUUGGAGAACAUGAAGGCCGUGACAAACACUGAAGAUAGAGAAAUGAGGAGAAAGAAGGAAGAAUAUUUAACUUUUAGUCCUCUAACAGUUGUAAUAUUUGUGGUCAUCUGCUGUGUUAUGAUGGUCUUACUUUAUUUCUUCUACAAAUGGUUGGUUUAUGUUAUGAUAGCAAUUUUCUGCAUAGCAUCAGCAAUGAGUCUGUACAACUGUCUUGCUGCACUAAUUCAUAAGAUACCCUGUGGACAAUGCGCGAUUACAUUUCGUGGCAAAAGCAUUGAAGUGAGACUUAUCUUUCUCUCUGGACUAUGCGUAGCAAUAUCUGUUGUUUGGGCUGUAUUUAGAAAUGAAGAUAGGUGGGCUUGGAUUUUACAGGAUAUCUUGGGGAUUGCUUUCUGUCUGAAUUUAAUUAAAACACUGAAGUUACCCAACUUCAAGUCAUGUGUGAUACUGCUAGGCCUUCUCCUCCUCUAUGAUGUAUUUUUUGUUUUCAUAACACCAUUCAUCACAAAGAAUGGCGAGAGCAUCAUGGUUGAACUUGCAGCUGGACCUUUUGGAAAUAAUGAAAAGUUACCGGUAGUCAUCAGGGUACCAAAGCUGGCCUAUUUCUCAGUAAUGAGUGUGUGCCUCAUGCCAGUUUCAAUACUGGGUUUUGGAGACAUUAUUGUACCAGGACUGUUGGUUGCAUACUGUAGAAGAUUUGAUGUUCAGACUGGUUCUUCUUCUAUAUACUAUGUUUCCUCCACAAUUGCCUAUUCUGUUGGCAUGAUACUUACAUUUGUGGUUCUGGUGCUGAUGAAAAAGGGGCAACCUGCUCUCCUCUAUUUAGUUCCUUGCACACUUAUUACUGCCUCAGUUGUUGCUUGGAGACGUAAGGAAAUGAAAAAGUUCUGGAAAGGUAACGGCUAUCAGGUGAUGGGCCACCUGGACUAUGCAACAAAUGAAGAAAGCCCUGUGGCUGCUGGCGAACAGAAUGUCCAACAAUAAUAUUUUGUAGACCUGUCAAUUGAUUUUCUACAAAUAGAGUUUGACUUUUGAAAUUGAUUUUUGAAUUGACAGUCUGAAAGAAGCUUCAAUGAUAUGCUUGCAAAUAUAUAUUUUUAAAGAUCUGGUACUGACAAUUACAUCAAAUAGUUGAAAUACAUUUGCUUUUAACUAUGUUAAAGUUGUGCCUUCACAUUAAAUAAAAGCGUAUGGUCUGUGUAAUUUUCAAGAUCUAUUAUACACAGUAUAUUUUUCUAAAAAACUGUCUUGACCCACCCCUCUACUAAAAUCUGUUUCUUUCAACUCUUAAUGAUAGAUAAAAGUAUUUCUGUCAAGGUGAGUUUAUGAACAGAUUUUACUGUAAAGAAUUACAUUAACUUUAUGCUCUAUAGAAAUAACUGCUUAAGAUCAUGCUAGAAGGCAGUUCAGCGAUGAAAUUUUGGAUCUUUUCACUGCAGAGGUUAGAAAAAUAGGAUUUGGGAAUAUCUAUAAAUGCGUAUUUUUGUAGCAUAAGGUUUUUUUUAAAAAAUCCCAGUCUUUUUUUAAACUUGAAAAUCUGAAUUACUUUAGUCUGCCUAUGUAUUAUAUUAAAAUAUUUUUCCAGAUAUAAAGAAACAUAAUAUAUAGAACUAGUCUUCAGUUUUCAGUGGUCUGUUUUUCUUGAAGAGGUAGCUUAAAUUUCUACACUAACAUUCAAUUUCACCAUGGUAUUUCUUACCUCUGGAAUUUGGUUCUUUUGGUGUUAAGGCUUGACAUUUUGUAAAAUAUUUUUUAGUCAACUUUUAUAUUAACACAUGUGGCUCAUUGUGUGAGUGUAACAUCCCUAACCAUCUCUUCUUACCCCCUCAUCCACCACCUUUUUUUCCCCUAAUUCCCACUCUUUUCCCCAUAGGAAAGCACUGUUAAUUUUUUAAUAUUUUGAUGGAGGAUGACUUACUAAUAUACAAAGUGUGCUCCAGAGGAAAGAAUUGGAGACAAAAGACAGGAGGCUGGGUUAGUCUCAAUUUAAUGACAAUAAAAGAAUUUGAGUAAAUUGUCUUAGCUUAAAACCCUUGUAAUCUCAGUUUUCUCAUCUGCAAAAUGAGUAAUUUAGACCAAUUAAUCACUCUGGUACCUGGUGGUACCUUCCAACUUGAAAAAUAUCUUUCUCAUUCUUUGCCAAAUCUCAAAUGUGGCCUUGAACAUUAUCCUGGGAGUCAGAAGUCAAAGUAUCUUUCUACUGUCGUUUAUUUUCUUUGAGAAAUUCCCAGGGGUGCCUGGGUGGCUCAGUCAGUUGAGCGUCCAACUUCAGCUCAAGUCAUGAUCUCACGUUUGAUGUUUCAAGCCCCGUGUCUGGCUCUGUGCUGACUGCUCAGAUCCUGGAGCCUGCUUCAGAUUCUGUGUCUCCCUCUCUCUCUCCCCCUCCUCCACUUGUGCUCUCUGUCUCUCUCUCUUAAAAAUAAAUAAACAUUUAAAAAAAAAUUCCCAAAUGAUGAGUGACUGCAACAACAGGAUUUUGCAUUUCCCUGCAAGUAAUGUACAAGAUUGUGAACAAGUCUGAUCUUUCAUCUUUAGACCAUUUCUCUGAUUAAAAGAUAAAGCUAAUGCUUUUUAAAGCAUUUAUGUUUGAAGUAAAUUUAACAUUUGAGGCAUUAGUUGCUUUUGUUUAAUUAAUUUUUGCUGAGUAAACUGUAGGUAGAGCAGCUCCCUUAACAAUGAGCCCCUCUUUCCACUUAGUAUACUCAUGGGUCCUUUGGUUUAUGGCAAUAUGACAGGUAAGUAUCUGACAAGUAAGAGUUAAUCUUAAUUUUGCCUCCAUAAUAUCAAGUUUGAAUUUUUUCCAAAGAAUCUAAUUUAUUUGGCAGACUCUGAUAGAACAGAUUAAGUGCCAUUUUAAAGCUCCAGCUAUAUUUUCAUUUAUAAUAUCAGUAAGAUGUUUGCCAAAAUAGAGCUUUUUUAGUAAAAUUAUCUGUACUCAUCCCAACUUUCUGAUACUUUAAAGCCUCAACCACAUUUUAUGAAGAGCAUUUUACAUCUAGAAAUCUUAAAUCUUAGUUAUUUGAUACAAAUUCAACUUUAUCCAACCGUAAGUUAUCAAAGAAGUAAAACUUUGUUCUAGUUUGCUAUUGAGAUCCUAUUGAUUAAUAAAAAUAAGAAACAGAGUGAAAUUCUCCAAGUUUCUCCAUUCUCGAUGUCAACUUUAUGUUGUAUUCUAAGACCCUCUCUAGCAACCUAGCUGGAAAUAUUUUAUUUUGGAAAUCAAAAUUAAGGAAGGAUGAGAGAUGAAAAUUGCUCCUUAAAAGGCCACGCGUGUCCUUUCUUCCUCUCUCAUCUUCCCACCACCUAUAACUUGUCGGGAAAGAGAGUUGGUUUUUUCCUGAACAUGUCUUUACAACAGUGAGAUAUAUUGCAAGAAAAAAAAAUAAUACUUUUUAGAAAUUCCCUGUGAACAUUUUGUAGCGUAUCAAACAAAGUAAUAUCUCAAAUUGUAGGGUAGGUGAUUUUUACUUUAAUUUAGACCAGCAAAGAUAAAUGUGAGGUUAAUGGUGAAAGACCUUGAUAUUCUAAUACAUUGUGUUUUUGUAGAUUUUUUUAGAUUAGCAAUACCUUUGUAGAAUCUGUGAUUUACUUUUGAAGGAAGAGAAUUCUGCUGUUGGCAUGUAUAGAUUUUAGUUUCAUGUCCGUAGAGAUUUUGGUGAAAUGGUAAAUUUAGAGUAAAUACAAAUGAACUUUCUAGUUUUUCUUUGCUCUUUUGAUUUCUGCCAUAGGUAUAAGCAAACAGUUGUUGUUUUGUUUUUUUGACUAAAGACAUUUGAACUAAUUUGAGUUAGGCUUGAUUUCUAGAAUUUCAGGCUGAUCUCCACCAAUGAGAUUUCAAAAACACAGGAAUUGCAUUUCAGACCAGUAGAAUGCACUGGUUUGAAAGGUUUUAUAUUUUCCCAUUAAUAAGGAAAAAAGUUGAAUUUAUUCAAGAUGAUGCCAAAUAACCUAUUCUACAGUUUUAAACUUUUUAUUUUCAGUGCUCUAUUUAUCUCAGAGGACAAUUUUAAAGGGGGAUGGAGAGGGUAAUAUAAAUGAAACCGAAAUACUGAAUAUAAGUACAUUUUGCUUCCUGGAAGAAAGAUACUCUGUAAAUUCCAGUGACCUAAAUCAAUUACUCAGCCUUUUGGAAUUUGAAAGAAAUUGUGCAGUACUCAUCGUUUGGGUUACUAAAAUUUCAGAGUAAAAAUGAUUGACAGAGUAAUAAACAGGCCAUAUUAUAGUGAAGACCAUAUAUAUAAAUUUCCUUGUUUAAUGUUCCCUUACUUAAGGACAGCCUUUGCAUCUAUGAAAAUGUUCAUUGGUGGAAAAAGUAUUUUUAAACUAAAUUUUUAGAAUAGUCCUCAUUGUCAAUUAAGAGGCAACAAAGAGGAAACAAAUGUAGAAUAUUUAAUGUCAUGUUUCUUUGAUUAGAAAAUUACAUAAAAAAUACUGUAAACAACUUCUAUUCCUUUGGAGUAUGGAUUUUUUUUUUUUUUAAUCUAAAGUUUAUCUGCUUAGCCUGUAAAAUUUCCCAGUAGGACAAAUCAUUGUAAAGUUUUUGCCUAUUUGAUAUCUUCUCUUGUAUUUUGUUCAAAUGAGAACGUUUUUAAAAAUGCAUAUGAUAGAAUUUUUACUUCUUAGAUGAUGGUUUGAGUGUGGAAUUCUUUUUUUAACACUUUGAUAUGUAAGUUGGUGCAAAUUA